AUGUCUUCAGCCAAAGAAGCCGCCAAGGAGUAUAAGUUAACGCUCGAUGAAUUAGUGAACAACAAUAAAACACAAAUCAAUCUUUUAACAAUUCUGGCCGAGGAUUAUCAACAACAUGCAGCCUCUAUAGUAGAAACCAUAGAAAAGCAAAUUUAUACAGUGCCAAAAGCUCAAAAGUUACCGAUAUUGUAUGUUGCCGAUUCAAUAAUGAAGAACAUACCCAAUAGUGAUUACAAGGAUCUUUUUGCGAAAAUAGUCGUACGGGUCUUCAUUCAUGUCUUUCUAGAGGGUGAUGAAGUUGUGCGAGCAGCCAUGUACCGCCUUCGGCAAACAUGGGGUGACAUUUUCAAUCGAUCGAAGCUGUAUCAACUGGACAUCAAAAGCGAUGACGUGCCCAAGAAGGUUAAGUCUGAGGUUCCGAAGAGGGUACGGUUUAAAACUGAAAUGAAGGAGCCAAAGAAGGAGCUAAUCGACGAGCUUUUGGAUUUGCCUCCUGUGCGGCCCUGUGAUCGCACAAUUAAAACGGAGCCAGACGAGCCUACCCCUCCAGCCCACUCAAGCGCGCUUCCGCCUAAGAGAAAAGCCGGCUCAGUCGGAGGCCCUCAUAUCGAUACAAAACGGAAACGCUCUCCUCCUAAAUCACAUGAUGAAGACCUAAGUAAGGAUACCGUUGUGAAGCCGACUCCGAUUCUGGGCUCGCAUGCUUUCACCGUCCAGGCGAAGUCUUCAAUAGGUCGGGCUCAGCAACAACUACCUCUGCCAGGACGAUCGCCGCCACCAUUAUCCUCAAGUGGACAUUCAUCAAGCUGUCCACAACUUCAAGCAUCUGCUUCAAGCCUCCCCAUGCCACCGAACUUCCACGUGCCUUCAUCGAUACCGGGUACUGGUGGUCUUCCUAUGCCUCCCAACUACCAUCCUCCAGUUGUACCAUCGACAUCAACUUUACCUAUGCCACCAAAUUACGUCGCGUCGGCUCCAUCAGUGCCUGGCCCAACAGGACUUCCAAUGCCACCGAAUUAUGUUCCUGCUGGAAACUCAUUACAACAACAAGCACCAGUUCGUGGACCAAAUGGAUUCCCAAUGCCUCCAGGAUAUCGUCCUGCAGUGCCGGGUACGACGGUCCUCACCCCUCCAACUCAAGCACCUUCCGGCUCGAAUGCGAUUAUUACGGCAGAAGCUCCUGUCAAGCUAGAUAUUCCAUCAAACAAUCGCAUUUUCGUUGACGGUAAAGCACACGAAGUGGAGUAUGUGAAUGACAUAGCUGUCAUAGAGCGAAAUGGACUACCACAUAAGAUUUUCUUCGCCGGAACUCCACGUAAUGUGAUAAUAGAUGGUGUUCCUCACUUGUUACAUUUCGGUGAAUCGAAAGCAGUAAUCAUUGACGGAAAAGAACAUAUUCUUCGAUUCGGAGCACCAAGUCGGGAACUCUAUCUGAAUAACUUUUCAUUUAGAGGGCAAUUUGGAGGUGCACCUAUAGUGGCAACAAUAGACGGCCGUCGACAUGAGAUUCGAUUAGCUGGCCCUGCUCCUGAUGUGAAGAUCAACCCGGAUCCAGCGUAUGAGUUGACAGCGGAGUUGAAUCGCAUUCGAGCAAAUAAGAGCGAAAACAAGCCAGAGCCAUCUUUGGAUCCCUUCAAUUUGUUGAAGAAACUUCAACAAAGCGGAUUUUUGAAAAAACCGGAGCCUGCACCUGCUCCUGCUCCGAAUCCGUCUACACGAGACAGGCUCAGGCAUACUGCCACAAUGUUACGCGACACCACGCCACCUAUUCCCAGUGAACACAGUAUAAGUGUAGUGGAACGACGGUCCGUUCCCUCAGCUCCACUGAAGGAGUUCAAUAUGCGAACGCUCAAAAUACGUUAUGAAAGUGUUGUCGAUGCUCUUCACGAGAAACAGCAGAACGCAUGCCCUCAUUGUGGUCAACGUAUGGAGCUGAAAGGAGAGCGUUAUGAACGACACCUUGACUGGCACGUGAAAAGGAAUCUGAAAACUUUUGAAAAGGCGAGCACCAGCCGGCCGUGGUACGCUAGCAGCAAGGAUUGGCUGAAGAGUGAGGAAGAGGAGGAAACGGGCAUCAGUGUAACAAGUGGCAGUGCUGAAACAAUAGAAGAAUCCGUACCUAUAUUAACAGUAUCUGCUCGGGAGGCUGUAAAUAAGAAUUGUGCUGUAUGUUGUGAAGAAUUUGAAGAAUAUUGUGAUGAAGAUGAUGAUGGGGUAUGGAAACUGAAAGAUUGUGUUAUAGUAAAUAAUCAGGCGUAUCAUUCGGCGUGUGUUCAAGAUGCGUCGGUGUUAGAAGGCGUAGCAUCGCAAGAAGCAAUGGAUACAUGUGAUACAAAAAGUGUUGUACAGGAUAACAAGCUGUUAAAUCUGUUGAAAACUACGUAG
Haemonchus placei is the source of this 2385-nucleotide messenger RNA. The record is from the annotation of a GenBank genome assembly. NCBI's taxonomy places the organism in Eukaryota, Metazoa, Nematoda, Chromadorea, Rhabditida, Trichostrongylidae.